Messenger RNA from Coccinella septempunctata (seven-spotted ladybird), 9267 nucleotides. RefSeq names its product neurofibromin. The coding region runs from base 99 to 8288 and encodes 2729 amino acids. Lineage: Eukaryota; Metazoa; Arthropoda; Insecta; Coleoptera; Coccinellidae. The record is from RefSeq and is a predicted model, not a curated record. Gene Ontology annotation, biological process: regulation of GTPase activity. The transcript has 25 exons.
CCACAGAUGUCGAUGCGGUUGCAACGGCGCACCCUAGGGAUGUGAAGUAAAACAAAAUAUCUUUUAAAUAAUGAGUGUAUAAAUAUUAUUUAAAUAUAAUGGCACAAAAGCCGGGGGAAUGGGCCAAUAUUCUUAUUGAACGCUUUGAGAGCCAGCUGCCUUGUCGAAUUGGAACACAAACGACUCAUUCAAAAUUCAAUGAAGAACAGAACAAAAAUUGUAUAAUCCAAAUUUCUAGAUAUCGUUUUGCCUUAGUUCUUGAUGGCUUCGUUAAAAUUUUGAAACGAACUCAGGAUCAGUUUCAAAGUGGGUCUAGUUGUGCACCCCGUCAGCAUGGUGCAGAAUUUGAAAAAAAUUAUUACGAUAGUAUAAUCAUAGUUCUAGAGACUUUGGAAAAAUGUUUCAGUAUUCAACCAAAAGAUUCUAUAAUCCUGACUAUGGAGGAAAAUCAAAAUCUCAAAGCUUUACUGAAGGAAAUAUGCGCUUUUUUAGAUUUAACGGCAGAAAAUGCAAACAUUCAUGUGAUUAAAACCUUGGCAAGUAAAGUCUUAUUUGCCUUGAGUAUAAAUUUUUUCAACGCUGUAUUCAGUCGUAUAUCUUCUAAGUUACAAGAGCUGGCAUCUUGUCCGGAUGAAAAUCCCGAUUUUAAUGACAUAGAUUUAAUUCAGCACAUAAAUGUGGAUGUAGUGAGAUUAACACGUAUAUUGAAUGAAGCAAUUCAAAAGUUCAAAUUAAUGAAGAAAUCCGCUCAGUUAGCUUUAGUUAAUUCCUUAGAAAAAGCUAUUUGGAAUUGGAUGGAUAAUUAUGCUCAGGAAUUCGCAGAAAUUCAAAAAAAUCCAAACGAAGAUUUAUCUAAAUGUUGUGAACAGUUAUUUGAUAUUCUCGAUAAUUUUGGCGACAAUAAGAAAGGAAGAGCAGCUGUAUGGUCAUUACAAAUGAUGUUACUUAUAUUAGCUCCUAAAGUUUUGGAAGAAAUCGUUAAUGCAGACUCUGGUGCACCAUGUUCUCCUAGACAUAAUAAGAAAAAGCAGUUCAUUGAUAGCAUCAAAAAAAGUAUAUCUGGUCACAGUAAUUCUAGUAAGCAGUUGACAGAAGCUGCUGCAGUCACAUGUGUUAAGUUAUGCAAAGCUUCAACAUACAUAAAUAACCUAGAUUCUAGUAAUGUAGCCUUUACACUCGUACAAAAUGUUGUUAACGAUCUGAAGACUCUUCUCUUUAAUCCGGUAAAACCAUUUUCUAGAGGACAGAAUUUUUUGAACCACGAUAUGGAACUCAUGAUGGAUUGUUUUGUAUCGUGUUUCCGCAUAAAACCCCAUAACAACGAAGCUCUAAAAGUUUGCCUCAACCUAAACUCCCCAUCAACUUACCACUUUGUCCUGGUGAGAUCUCUGUAUCGAAUUGUUACGCAAAAAAGGUUGAACUGGUGGCCCCAAAUUGAACUUGUAUAUAGUCGAUCAUCUGAACUCAGGGCUUUGUUCACGGAUACUUUAAAUAAAGUCUCCCAAGGAUGUAUUUCGCACACUCCUCUAAGAAUGAUUCAGUCACUAACGCUCAAAGGAAAGGAUUCUCAGGGGAAAUUCAAAGACAGGCCGGAGGAAUUGCCUGGUUAUAGGAAUCUGCUUUUGUAUAUGGUUCGAUUGAUUCAUGCCGAUCCCAUGCUGAUGCUGAAUAAUCAAGGCAAAGCUGGUCAUGAAAUACAAAGCUCUACAUUGGAACUGAUCAAUGGGUUAGUGUCACUUGUUCAUCAACCUUCCAUGCCUGACGUUGCCCAAGAAGCCAUGGAAGCACUCUUGGUGCUUCACCAUCCGGAAAAAAUUCAAUCAUGGAAUCCCGAAGCUCCCAUCAAUACAUUCUGGGAUGUGAGUUCCCAAGUUCUUUUUUCGAUAUCGCAGAAAUUGAUUCAACAUCAAAUACUCAAUUACACUGAUAUUCUGAGAUGGUUGAGGGAAAUUCUAAUAUGCAGAAAUGGUUUCUUGUCGAGAAACAAAGAAUACGCCAAUGUUGGCAGUCAGAUUACUAUUUGUAAACAAGCUCAUAUCAAAUUGGAAGUUGUAUUUUUCAUGUAUUUGUGGAGUAUUAAUAUGGACGCAGUCUGUGUGGCAAUGAGUUGCUUCGCUUUACUUUGUCAGGAAGCUGAGAUCAGGUGUGGUUCUGAUGAAGUGACCGUUACAUGCUUGGUGCCAAACUAUCAUGUUUACUUGGAUUUGGCACAAGCUUCCACUAUAUCCGCUACAGCAUCUGGAGAGUCGAGGAUGUGUUUCCCGGAAUUGGUGAAUGGCAGAGCCGCUUUGCAGAAACGGAUAAUGGCUUUAUUGAGAAAAAUCGAACAUUGCGUCAAUGGGGUCCAACCGGCAUGGGAGGAAACUUUCAUGAAUUGGAAUUCGAUGUGCAAAAAUUUAUCCUCAUAUCCUAAGGCUAAACUCGAAGAUGGACAGAUAGAAUCGUUCCACAGAAGCGUUGGGAAAAGACGGGCUUCACAUCAAAAUUCUGAACAUGAACUGGAGGAUCAAAUAAAUGAAUGGGCAAACAUGACAGGCUUCUUAUGUGCCCUAGGCGGUGUUUGCUUGCAGAAGAAGUCACCAUCAAAGCCUCUCCUACCGGCUUCCUCUCAUUCUAGUUUAUCUUCGGCUUCAAUCACUUGUAGCCUCUCUGAUAGUAGAAAAUCCAGUGUUCUGACAGCAACGGCUGGCCAGGAACCAAGGCAAUAUUGUCCAGUUACACAGUUUAUCGAUUGUCUCUUGAGAUUGCUGGUCUGCAACAAUGAGAAGUUCGGUGGGCAAAUACAGAAACACGUGAAGGAAUUAGUAGGUCAAGAAAUGUCAUCAGCGUUAUACCCGAUUUUAUUUGAUCAGAUCAAAAUAAUAGUCGAAAAGAAAUUUUUUGAUCAGCAAGGACAAGUUACAGUAUCGGAUGUGCACACACUUUUUAUAGAACACAUAAUAUACAUCAUGAAAAAUAUUUUAGAUAACACCAAGAAUAAUCAACCAUCGGAGCACUUGGGAGUUACUAGCAUCGAGGGGAUGAUGCUGGGUAUAGUUAGAUAUGUGCGUCAUUUAGACAUGACAGUCCACGCGAUUCAUAUCAAAACAAAAUUGUGUCAGUUGGUGGAGGCCAUGAUGAAUAGAAGAGACGACCUGGCAUUCAGACAAGAGAUGAAAUUCAGAAAUAAGCUUGUGGAGUACCUGACCGAUUGGGUCAUGGGUACGUCCCAUCAAAUAGCUCCACCAGGUUCUGGGGAUGUUACCACGAUCACAAGGGAUCUUGAUCAAGCGUGUAUGGAAGCGGUGGCUGCCUUGCUUAGGGGUUUACCCCUACAGCCUGAAGAAUCUGACAGGGGGGAUCUGAUGGAAGCUAAGAGUCAGCUAUUUUUGAAAUACUUCACACUAUUCAUGAAUCUUCUGAAUGAUUGCGCUGAAGAAGAAGACGCUGAUCAAGAAGCAAGACCGAUUAAUGCCAGGAAAUUGAGUACUCUACGAAAUGCUACUAUCCAAGCAAUGUCAAACCUCCUAUCUGCAAACAUCGAUAGUGGACUGAUGCAUUCUAUUGCCCUUGGAUACAAUAAAGAUCUCCAGACCAGAGCUGCGUUCAUGGAAGUUUUAACGAAAAUUUUACAGCAAGGAACGGAAUUCGAUACCCUGGCAGAAACCGUCUUGGCAGAUAGAUUCGAGCAAUUGGUUCAGUUAGUAACUAUGAUUAGCGAUAAAGGGGAAUUACCAAUCGCUAUGGCUUUGGCUAACGUUGUUACGACUUCACAAAUGGAUGAAUUGGCGAGAGUUUUUGUCACACUCUUCGAUGCCAAACACCUUCUGUCCCCUCUUUUAUGGAAUAUGUUUUAUAGAGAAGUGGAAGUUUCAGAUUGUAUGCAGACAUUAUUCAGGGGUAAUUCACUAGGUAGCAAAAUCAUGGCAUUCUGCUUCAAAAUUUACGGAACUGGAUACCUCCAAACUUUACUAGAACCACUGAUACGUCCAUUGUUGGAUGACGCAAACUGUAGCUUCGAAGUUGAUCCUGCCAGAUUGGAACUGACCGAAGACAUCGAAGAUAACCGUCAAAAUCUCAUAUGUUUAACUCAAAAAGUGUUCGAUGCUAUAGUUUGCUCUGCCGAUAAAUUUCCUCCACAACUGAGAUCGAUGUGUCACUGCCUUUAUCAAGUGCUGAGCAAAAGAUACCCUCACUCCCCUCAGAAUAAUAUAGGAGCUGUUGGUACAGUUAUUUUUUUACGAUUCAUAAAUCCCGCCAUUGUUUCUCCUCAAGAAAUGGGAAUUGUAAUGAAGCAAGUGCCGACUUCAGUCAAAAGGGGGCUGAUGCUAAUGUCCAAAAUACUGCAAAAUAUAGCGAAUCAUGUCGAAUUUAGCAAGGAGCAACACAUGUUGCCCUUUAACAAUUUCCUUAGGGCUCAUUUUGAAAUAGGACGGAGAUUCUUCAUUCAGAUUGCCUCCGACUGUGAAACUGUCGAUCAAACCUCGCAUUCCAUGUCCUUCAUUAGUGAUGCGAACGUUUUAGCUCUUCAUAGGUUGUUGUGGAACCAUCAGGAGAAAAUAGGGGAUUAUCUAUCAAGCAGCAGAGACCAUAAGGCUGUUGGAAGGAGACCUUUCGAUAAGAUGGUCACCCUUCUUGCGUAUUUAGGUCCACCAGAGCAUAAACCUGUGGAUUCACAUCUCGUUUUUUCAUCUUACGCCCGUUGGAGUUCGAUCGACAUGUCGUCCACUAAUUUUGAAGAGAUGAUGGUUAAACACAACAUGCACGAAAAGGAAGAAUUCAAAUCGAUCAAAACCCUCAACAUAUUUUACCAAGCAGGAACGAGCAGGGCUGGAUAUCCCAUAUUCUAUUACAUUGCACGAAGAUACAAAAUAGGAGAUACUAAUGGCGAUCUACUAAUUUAUCAUGUCAUCCUAACUUUGAAACCAUUCUGUCAUUCCCCAUUCGAAUUGGUCGUCGAUUUCACUCACACCUGCGCAGAUAAUCGUUUUAGAACGGAAUUUUUACAAAAAUGGUUUUAUGUACUACCUGAAGUGGCUUACGAAAAUAUACAUGCUGCGUAUAUAUACAACUGUAACAGUUGGGUAAGGGAAUACACCAAAUUUCACGAUAGAAUAUUAGCUCCCUUGAAAGGAAAUCGAAAAUUGAUUUUUAUAGAUUAUCCUAACAAAUUGCACGAAUUCAUCGAGCCUGAGCAACAGAAACUUCCCGGUGCUACUCUGAGUUUGGACGAGGACUUGAAAGUUUUCAGCAACGCACUCAAACUUUCCCAUAAGGAUACGAAGGUGGCUAUCAAGGUUGGGCCAAGCGCUAUUCAGAUAACCUCUUCGGAAAAGAGUAAGGUGUUAGCUCAUUCUGUAUUGCUAAAUGAUGUAUAUUACGCUUCGGAGAUCGAGGAAGUGUGUUUGGUUGAUGAUAAUCAGUUCACGUUAACCAUCGCUAAUGAAAGCGGUCCAUUGAGUUUCAUUCAUAAUGAUUGUGAUAACAUUGUCCAAGCUAUCAUUCAUAUCAGAAACAGAUGGGACCUAAGUCAACCUGACUCCGUGACUGUGCAUCAGAAAAUCAGACCGAAAGAUGUGCCUGGUACACUUCUAAACAUGGCGCUUCUCAAUUUGGGCUCGUCCGAUCCAAAUUUGAGAACGGCCGCAUAUAACCAGUUGUGCGCUCUCACGGCUACCUUCGACCUCAAAAUAGAGGGCCAGCUGUUGGAGACACAAGGGUUGUGCAUUCCGUCGAACAACACGAUUUUCAUCAAAUCCGUAUCUGAGAAAUUAGCUACAAAUGAACCCCACCUUACUUUGGAGUUUCUCGAAGAGUGUAUUCAGGGAUUCAGGGUGUCGAGCAUUGAACUCAAACAUUUGUGCCUUGAAUAUAUGACUCCAUGGCUGGCGAAUCUAGUGAGAUUUGUCAAGCCCAAUGAGGAGAAAAAGAGGCAGAAACAAGUGGCCCUUAUUUUGGAAAAACUGAUUUCUCUGACAAUUGAAGAAGUCCAGAUGUAUCCUUCAAUCCAAGCAAAAAUUUGGGGCUCCAUAGGCCAAGUACCUGAGUUGAUAGAUAUGGUUCUGGAUAAUUUCAUACAUAGAUCAGUGAAUUCUGGAUUGAAUUCGCCAAUGGUGGAAAUAAUGGCCGAUACAGCUGUAGCUUUAGCUUCGGCCAAUGUGCAACUUGUUGCUAAGAAGGUGAUCGGAAGAUUGUGUCGGGUUGUGGAUAAGACUUGUCAUACCCCAACACCGUUAUUGGAAUUGCACAGUAUGUGGAACGACAUUGCAAUAUUAGCCAGAUAUCUAUUGAUGUUGUCUUUCAACAAUUGUCUAGAUGUAGCCAGGCAUUUACCAUACUUAUUUCAUACUGUUACGUUUUUAGUUUGCUCAGGUUCAAUCAAUAUGAGAGCUUCAACUCAUGGACUCGUUAUCAACAUUAUCCAUUCUUUAUGUACCUGUACACAACCGAAAUUCUCUGAGGAGACUUUGAGAGUUUUACGCUUGUCGUUGGAUGAGUUCUCUCUGCCCAAAUUUUAUUUACUGUUUGGUAUCAGCAAGGUCAAGUCUGCAGCUGUAACGGCUUUCAGAUCAAGUUAUCGCCAUUCUAACGAAAAGUGGUUGGGGGCUGAAAGGAACUUGGGUGGUUCCACCUCCGACAGAGAGAGGUUAUCGUUGACAUCACUUGAAGUUAUCACAGAUGCUUUACUUGAAAUAAUGGAAGCUUGUAUGAAGGAUAUUCCAAAUUGUGAUUGGUUGGUCAGUUGGACUUCGUUGGCGAAAAGUUUCGCGUUUUGCUUCAACCCUGCGUUACAACCUAGGGCUUUGAUUGUGUUUGGUUGUAUCAGUAAAAGCGUCACUGAUCACGAUAUGAAGGAACUGUUACGGAUUUUAGUGAAAGCUUUGGAGAGUUUCAGCGAUAUAACUUUGAUAGAAGCAUUAGUUAUGUGCAUGACUAGACUCCAACCGCUUUUGAGGCCUGAAUCUCCAAUACAUAAGGCCUUAUUUUGGGUAGCUACGUCGGUCCUCCAAUUAGACGACAUUUCUUUGUAUGCAUCUGGAUUGGCUCUUUUGGAACAAAACCUUCAUACAUUAGAUUCUCAAGGGAUGUUCGAUGAGAGGUCGAUCGAACAAGUAAUGAUGUCGACGAGAGAACCUUUGGAAUGGCAUUUCAAGCAACUUGACCACGCAGUUGGUCUCAGUUUCAAAGCUAAUUUUCAUUUUGCAAUUGUCGGUCACUUACUGAAAGGUUUUAGACAUCCAACUCCCACAACCGUAUCUAGAACCUCAAGGGUGUUAUCAAUGCUCCUAGCGAUUGUAGCAAAAACUCAUAGGAGGGAUAAAUUCGAAGUAACACCGAACAGUGUUGCGUAUCUUACGGCACUUGUUGGUGUAUCCGAAGAAGUUCGUAGCAGAUGUCAUAUCAAACAUGGAGUGGCUAAAUACAUGUCAGAUUCUAUGUCUCAGGAAAAUUUUAUGAGUAAUGAUUCCAUGAAUCAACAACAGAGUACAAAUUCGAGUAAUCAAGGUACUGCCACCGAUAGCACUAGUGUAAAUAAAAGGCAGAAAUCUUGGGAAUUACUUGACCAAUCAACUUUGGCUCAAGCUAACCCAAAAAGCACAACUCAACACCAAAAUCGCAGUACGCGUGUUUCUAUAAGCAAUGAAAGCAAUAUAUUAUUGGAUCCAGAAGUUUUAACCGAUUUCUCUACUCAAGCACUUGUUCUAACCGUUCUUGCUACUUUAGUCAAAUAUAGUACUGAUGAUGCAGAAACGAGAAUUUUGUACCAAUAUCUUGGGGAAGGCGCAGUGGUUUUCCCUAAAGUUUUCCCUGUAAUUUAUAAUUUAUUAGACAUGAAAAUAAACAACGUUUUAACAUGUUGUCAUGACCAAGUAAUACUAGGGGCUGUGAGAAAUAUUAUUCAGAAUAUGAUUGCGUGUGAAGACACUAGCCAACAACAGCUGCACUAUCUGCAAAGUUGUGGUUUCGGAGGACUUUGGAGGUUUGCCGGUCCAUUCAAUAAGUACAAUACUACAGCUGAAAGUAGUGAAUUAUUUGUAAAUUAUUUAGAAGCUAUGGUCGAAAUGUUUCUACCCAUAGAUGAUUCAGAGGGGGAGAAUGGAGAAAUGCCUCAGUAUCCUUCGAUGCUGAGUGUCAGCUCGAACAUGAAUCUCUCUUCGAGUUUGUCAAGCUUAACAUUGGGUUCUCCGACAGAGAAGGAAAUAUCUAGGGAUCUAGGGGGGGGAAGUACUUCAUCUCUGGGAAGAAAUUCUUAUCCAAAAUCGUCUAAAAUGCAUUUACAUUCUGAAAAUACUUCGAUUUUCAAAUGAAGUGAGGUGAAACACCAAUACUAUAUUUAGAUUUUGUUCUAAGUUCCAAAGUAAGCAUUCAUUUAUUAAGUAUAUAUAAAAGAUCGAUGUGAGCGUCGCGUAUAAUUGAGUGUUGAAUGCAUUUCUUUUCCUGAAAAAUUAUACAGUAUUACUUGUCUGUGUGAAAUUUGACUUUACAUGUGAUAGCAGUCAAUAUACUGACAUCCACCUUAGUGUACCUACCUAUCAAUUUGAUUGACCUUUUUCUGAAUAGUACUCUAUUUUGUAAAGAAAUCUAUGUUUCUGAUGAUUGAAUUGGGAUCCAAAACUAUGAAGUUACAUACAUAAUCAUGCCUGUUAGUGAUUAAAUGUAUUUGAACGAGUUGUGCUGUGAAUUUCAGGAUCUAAUAAUUUUCAAAUCUUUCUUAAUCUAACAGAUCUAGGGACGAGAGAGUAUCUAUAGCAAUGAGACAGGAAUUUGUAAAUGUACCUAAUAUUUAUAUACCUUAUCCCCUUGGUGAAUUUGUUGGUGCCCUUAAACUCUAAAUGAAAAAAAAAUCAAGAAACAAUUCUAAAUAGAUAUAAUGAUAUAUACUACACACGAAUUUUAAGAUAAGAGAAAAUUGAAGCGGUUUAUUCAAUUUUCGGAUUUCGUAUUUACAUUUACAAUUCGUUUAAUUUUAACUGCCAACUAGUUAGAGCGAUAUGUUAUUGGUGAACUGAUCAUGCCUAAUUCAUAUCCGUCAAUCAUCCAUUAGUAAGUUCGAAUAACAAAAUCUUACUCCUAUACCUCAGUGGGCAUUCUAAAAUAAAUGUAAAAUAGUUUUCAAGAGUUUUUCAAGGUGACCUUAUUGAUAAAAAAACAAAUACUCGGAUCAUAUUAAUUGAUUUGAUAUAAUGAAAAUUGAUCUUAAUGAUUUAGUUGUACUGAAUAUUUUGUUGUUGUAUCAUUUGAUAUAUUUUUGAACUGAUGUGUCCUGAAAUAAAUCGUUGAAAUUUG